GUGUUAGCAGUCACAGAAAGGCUGGGGUUGGAAGGGACCUUAUGGACCAUCCAGUUCCAUUCAGUAUUGUGCUGCUUCAGAGCCAUAUCCGAAAGCCUGUGACAUUGAAAUGAUCAGACUGCAGACUUGGGCACGGGAGAACUCGAAGUAGCAAAAAACAAAAUUAAAAGACCUCUGGCUGGUUCUUCCACUGCACGUUUUGGCACAGAAUUUGCUCCUCAGGACUGGUCACCUUCUUUGAAAGUGGAGCAGACACGAACCACUCGCCCCGAGCUGCCUGCAGUGCCUUGAAGCUGUUUGUGGGUGGCCUGGACUGGAGCACGACACAAGAAACUCUUCGUAGCUACUUCUCCCAGUAUGGAGAAGUUGUAGACUGUGUAAUAAUGAAAGACAAAACAACAAAUCAAUCUCGAGGAUUUGGAUUUGUCAAAUUUAAAGAUCCCAACUGUGUGGGAACAGUGCUGGCCAGCAGACCUCACACGUUAGAUGGCCGAAAUAUUGAUCCAAAGCCAUGUACACCUCGGGGGAUGCAGCCAGAACGGACACGACCGAAGGAAGGAUGGCAGAAAGGAUCCAGGAGCGAUAACAAUAAAUCCAAUAAGAUUUUUGUUGGUGGGAUUCCUCACAACUGUGGCGAGACAGAGCUCAGGGAAUACUUCAAGAAGUUCGGAGUGGUCACUGAAGUUGUAAUGAUCUAUGACGCAGAGAAACAGAGGCCCCGAGGUUUUGGAUUUAUUACUUUCGAGGACGAACAAUCAGUGGACCAGGCUGUCAACAUGCAUUUUCACGACAUCAUGGGCAAAAAAGUGGAGGUGAAACGCGCCGAGCCUCGGGACAGCAAGAGCCAGACUGCGGGGCCGCCGGGGGCCAGCCAGUGGGGGAGCAGGAUCAUGCCAAGUGCUGCCAACGGCUGGGCAGGGCAGCCCCCUCCGACCUGGCAGCAGGGAUACGGCCCACAAGGGAUGUGGGUGCCAGCUGGACAGGCAAUUGGUGGAUAUGGACCCCCUCCUCCGGGCAGAGGAGCUCCUCCCCCUCCACCUCCAUUUACCUCAUACAUAGUCUCCACACCCCCCGGGGGAUUCCCACCUCCACAAGGAUUUCCACAGGGCUAUGGCACCCCUCCACCAUUUAGUUUUGGUUAUGGUGCUCCACCUCCUCCACCUGACCAGUUUGCCCCCCCUGGGGUCCCUCCUCCACCUGCCACUCCAGGGGCAGCACCACUCGCUUUUCCUCCACCACCACCACCAUCUCAGGCAACUCAGGACAUGAGCAAACCCCCGACUGCUCAGCCAGAAUUCCCUUACAGUCAGUUUGACUUUGAGAUUGGAGAGCAGACUUCAAGAGUGAGAGCAGCAUCGAGAGGCAGGCAGUGCAGGUGGUAUGGACAGGACUUGAGCGGGUUUGGACAAGGUUUCUCUGAUCCCAGCCAGCAGCCCCCUCCCUACGGAGGCCCCUCGGUGCAGCCCUCCAGCGGCCCCCCAGCCGGAGGCAGCGGCUUCGGCCGGGGCCAGAACCACAACGUGCAAGGAUUCCACCCCUACCGGCGCUAGCCUGGGCUGGCAAUCAGGGAGUGCUGUCCACAGGGAUCUCUGGGACCAGCUGAACCCCGGGAUCCCAGACUUCUGAACUUGUGACAAUCACAUACUUGAUGGAAGAAAAACCUAACAACAAUUUUUUUUGGGGGGUGGGGGCAGAUGGCUUCUGAAGGCAGAGCUGUGGGUGUUUGGACUGCAGUUUUUAAAGAUUUUUUUCCUUUCUCUAACCCAUCAGCACAAAUAAAGAAAAUGUCACUGGUUCAAACUACAGGGUUUUAAAAAUGUCUUCAGCUUUAAUUCAAAACUUCAGGUUUCUUUUUUUUGAAAUUAUUUUUCCUGAGCCUUUGUUUUACCGUAUAUUGUAAACUUUUAUGUUUAAAAGAAAAAAAAAAAUAUAUACAUUUACAGAUUGUGAAAUUUUUAAGAGAAAUUUUCUACUAUGUAUGCUGGCUUAUUUUUUAAUUUAAAACAGGGUUUCCGUGAGCGCUGUCGGGGGGAAGGGGGGAGGGCUCCAGCCCCUCCCUCCCUGCCCAGGGCAGCGCUGGGGCGGAGGGAUCCGAAACUCUGGGAGUUGACAGAAAUCUACUGAGUGUAUUUUGCUGUUGUUGUGGGGGGGGCAGAGCUGGGCCAGGGCAGGGGCAGGACCCGUGGACACGCAGAGGCCCUGGUGGGUCUGGGCCUCCCUCGGGCCUCGGCGGGGUGUAGAUUUCCCUCAGGCAAAAGGUUUCGGUGCGUUGGGCACUGGAGUGCUGAGCCCUGGUUUGAAUAAAGACAAGAACCUUUGGAUUAGAAACACCAA
Molecule: messenger RNA, 2334 nt
Organism: Chiroxiphia lanceolata (lance-tailed manakin)
Lineage: Eukaryota; Metazoa; Chordata; Aves; Passeriformes; Pipridae
Gene: DAZAP1
Product: DAZ associated protein 1
Exons: 13
Coding region: 384-1550 (388 amino acids)
Cellular component (GO): cytoplasm
Molecular function (GO): RNA binding
Source: RefSeq, a predicted model, not a curated record